Molecule: messenger RNA, 2215 nt
Organism: Styela clava
Lineage: Eukaryota; Metazoa; Chordata; Ascidiacea; Stolidobranchia; Styelidae
Molecular function (GO): oligosaccharide binding
Source: RefSeq, a predicted model, not a curated record
UGAUGUGAUUAGUUGAAUGAACAUUUUUAGAGCAUUCUGUUUGUGUAUAUCCAAGUAUUGUUACCGAUAUUCUUAUUCAAUUUGUGCUUCCUUGGUUUUAGCAGUUCAAAGACGACGAAGAUAUUAUUCCGCUGAAAUUAUAUAUAGAUAAUUAACGAGCCAUUCAAUAUGAAGAGGCCGGUGUUAUUUUUAUCUCUGGUCAUGUUACUUUGUUCAACCCUUGUCAACUCGAUUGGGGUAGAUAUGGGUACGUGUUCUUGCUUGUGCGGAGUCGACGAUGCAUCUGGAGGUAGCAGCGUUGUUCUAGGAAAAAGUGGUGCUGAAAGCGAUUUUUACACCCGGCUUCGCGGCCCGAAGGGAGAUCUCGGAAGGCCCGGAAAACCGGGGUCACUGGGACCUCCAGGACAUCAAGGGAAUCCUGGUAUAAAAGGAGAACCAGGGCGAUCAUUCGGAAAUGAAGGAUCGCGUGCAACACCUUCGGAAUCAUGUUUCCAUUUAAGGGAAAGCGGUCAAUCUAGAUCUGGAGUCUAUACAAUACAACCAACGGAAUCAUCGUCCCCUAUCGAGGUUUUCUGUGAUAUGGAAUCGGCGGGUGGAGGAUGGACGUUGGUUGCCAGCAUUCACGAAAACAACAUAUACGGAAAAUGUACAUCUGGUGAUCUUUGGUCAAGCGAUCAGGGAAAAUCUAGUGAAAAAUAUCCAGGAAACGGAAAUUGGGAGAAUUUCAACACGUUCGGAUCCGCUGAAGGAGCUACGAGUGGGGAUUACAAGAGUCCUGCAUACUAUUCGCUACAAGCUUCCGAUGUUAUGGUAUGGCAUGUUCCUAACGAUGUCGAGAUCAGCCAAGCAUCUACUGAUGCCAAGUUGAAAUAUUAUACAAACACUGGAUUUUUAAGAGACUAUGGUGGAACAUUGCAGUCUAUGUACAGCAAACAUUUUCCAUUGAAAACUGCACCAAAACCAGGGGCCACAAUGGAAGGCGUGACAAGCCUAAUCGCAGCUCUCAAUCAAUCUGCAGCUGAAACCAAGCGAUUGGUGCCAAAUUUCUACGACUACGUUUAUGAUUUUGAUGGAAAUGUGCAGAAUUAUAUUAAAGAUGGCGGACAGGAUAUGUUUGACACCGGAAAUAAGUUGUUUUAUCGCAUUGGAAGCAAUCCUGAAACACAAAUUACUUACAACACUAAUUACAGAAACCGAAGCCAAGGUGUCGAUUUAUUAGCUGCUACAUCGCAUCCGUUUAAUCUUCUCAUGUGGAUCGGGAAUGACGGAGGUGCUGUAGACAUGUUCUCGCUCAAGGUAUUAUCAGGGACUGGUGCCGAUGGAGAUGGUUCCUCGCGUACACGAGAUGGCACAAUUACACAAGGAGAUUUUACUUUGGUCUAUCAUGCUUACAGCGUAUACGGCGCAAGUGAUCCAUCUAUAAGCGAAGUUUUCUACUACAUUACCAAUACUAAUACCUGGCAGUCACGAGCCCCCACGGCAUUUACUAAAAAUCCUUGGAGUGGAGGAACCGAUUCUUUACAGCAUGGUGUUGUAGUUAGCGGCGGUCCAAAGUCAAUUCUCAUGGGCUACACUCUUUUGUCUCGUACCAGUGAUGGCGAAGUCGAUGAAUCAAGUAUUAGGGCUGUAUUGAACAGGACUUUAACAGAAAUCAGUAACUUCGGAAAAAUCGAUGAAUUCAACUGCAGUCGUCUCGAAGAAUCGCUAGUACAACCCGUCCUAUACCUCCAGGGAAACAACGAUGAAGUGCUGAAUAAAAUCCCACCCGUUGCCAAAUCGCAAACGACACCAGGGUUCUUGCAAUUCAGAGCCUACAGCCCCACUGGUAUUCCCAAUGCAUUGUGCCCCGGAGUGAAAACUGAAGCAUGCCGGUCUCAAUCAGUUUGCAUCGGAGGAGUAAACACAAUGGCUAACGAUGAAAAAUCCUGUGGCGAUUUUGCAGGAUGGGAGGGACUUCCUGGAGAUACUCCGACUCAAACAGAACCGGACGGAAGUGCAAGAUCGCUUGAUGACGUCAAUACUUCUGUAUUGAUUUUUACUAGAAAACAGGCGUAAAUUUUUAUCGCCCAACAGGAGUGAAAUGAAAAACGACUUUUUUAAUCUUUUGUCUAUUGACAACCUUUCGAUAAUUUGAGUGUACUUGAAUUAUGUGUACAUGUACUCCAUUAAUAAUUUCAUUAUUAAAACAGAAAAUAAAUAAUGAAAAUAAUAAGAA